AUGGAUAAUCCUUUAAUAACUUCCAUAAAAAUUCUCAAGUGCCAACUGCUUGAACUUGAAAAACUCUGGGAAGAAAAAGAAAAACUUACAUCCAUGGCAUCCAUUUCUGCAAGUUCCAUCCUUCUUUUGAUCGCAGUACUUUCACUCUCAGUUUCUGCAACACUAGUUGAGGACCUUGCAAACUUAAAACCCCCUCCAGAUUUCAACUCCACAAUCAAGGGCAACUGUCUCCACAACCCUUCUCUUAGAUACUGCAAUUACUCCUCCGCUAUGGAACUCGUUGAGAUCUUCAAGUCCACCAUUGUUGCUAGUUAUCUUUGCAAUGAAUCCAAAAACCCAAAUUGUGUUGAAUCAUUCCCCAAAAUAGACCUCAGGAGUCGUCCAAAGAUUGUACCAUUGUACUUGUCAUACAGCUUCUUUUGGAAGUAUUGCCCUUUAACCAUCCUGUCCAUUGAUUUGUCCAACAAUUCUUUGAAGGGUAGUUUUCCUGCAGAUGUCCUGUCUUGUACUCAAAUUCAGGCUCUUGAUUUAAGUCUUAAUGCCCUUGCAGGUGAUGUUCCUGUAGAGAGUUUCACUCCUCUUUCCAACCUUACAUUUCUCAAUCUGUCAUUUAACUAUUUUUCAGAGUGUAAAAUCUCAGAUUCUCAGUUCUUCAAACGGUUUAAUGCUUCUAGUUUUCUUCAUUCUGGUCUACUCCCAAGUCACAGAAACUAUAAGAUCAAGGCUAUAUUUCUUUUACUUGGAUUUCCCAUCUUUGUGAUUCUAAUCAUAGUUUGCUUUGGGUGGCUAUGUUUUCGAAGGCCAGAUUACUUACCAAGAUUGCUACAGAGAAAGCACAAAUUCACACCAGCAAUACUAAAAGCAGCAACCGGUCAGUUUUCGAGAAAGAAUUUGGUGGCGAAGAGUGAAGGAGUGAGUAUGUAUAAAGGAUCACUGCGAGAUGGAACUGAGGUCAGGAUCGAAAUCUACUGGGACAACAUUUCCAGGGAAGACCAUCGGAGAUUCAUUAAGGAAUGUAAGGUUCUCGUUCAACUAUGUCACAAGAAUUUAGUUCAAGUGUUUGGAUGGUGUAAUGACAGAAAACUGAGGGCAAUUGUUACAGAAUGGACAGAGGGAGAGAAUAUUGAAAUGUGGCUAUCUGCAGGGUCAGUUCCUUCAUGGAAGCAAAGGUUAAAAGUACUAUUGGGAGUUGUGGAGGGCAUGUGUUAUCUGCAGGAACAAUGGCCUGAAGUGGGGUAUGAUCUCAGAACUAGAAGCGUGAUGCUAUCUGACAAUCUGGAGCCACUCAUCUCAAGAUUCAAGGUUGGAGUUCAACACAGUAACACCAAAAACAUUUACAAAUUUGGAGUAUUUCUACUUGAGAUAAUAACAAACAGGAGACCACAAGAGGAAUUCGAAAGGGGUGAAGCUGGUUUUAUAGAGUACAUCAGAAUGAGUUAUCCUGGAAAUCUGUGCAAUGUGUUUGAUUCAAGAAUGCAAUUAUCAGAAAAUAUGUUUGAUCAGGCUAGACAUGGAAUAGCCCUGGGGUUGAUGUGCACUGAUCAAUCAACCAGUAAAUACCCUAGCUUGAAUCAGAUAUUAAACAUGAUAAUCAGAGUGUACGAGUCUUGCCUGGUUACAGCAUCGCAGAGUCAUAGAAGAACUCACCGAGAUGGAGACAAAAGACACAAGCGUGCUCUAUCUAGAUGAGAGCACCAGAAAUUUCAACUCUUGCAGAUGCUGCAAG
Molecule: messenger RNA, 1726 nt
Organism: Hevea brasiliensis (rubber tree)
Lineage: Eukaryota; Viridiplantae; Streptophyta; Magnoliopsida; Malpighiales; Euphorbiaceae
Product: putative leucine-rich repeat receptor-like serine/threonine-protein kinase At2g24130
Biological process (GO): protein phosphorylation
Molecular function (GO): protein kinase activity; ATP binding
Source: RefSeq, a predicted model, not a curated record